This is a messenger RNA of Aureobasidium namibiae CBS 147.97, 984 nucleotides long. RefSeq lists its product as uncharacterized. Bases 1 to 984 code for a protein of 327 amino acids. Gene Ontology annotation, molecular function: RNA binding. Lineage: Eukaryota; Fungi; Ascomycota; Dothideomycetes; Dothideales; Saccotheciaceae. Gene Ontology annotation, cellular component: U2-type spliceosomal complex; RES complex. Gene Ontology annotation, biological process: mRNA splicing, via spliceosome. The transcript has a single exon. The record is from RefSeq and is a predicted model, not a curated record.
AUGGGUCUUGCCGACUACUUAGCACAGAACUAUCUAUCCGCCGACAAAUCAUCCAAAGGCAAGAAGCGCAAGAGGAAGCAUGCCGAGGACGCGGGCCUAGUCAUCGCCGACGAUGAUGUGAGCGGCCUGAGCAAACCACGAAAUGGCGACGAUGACGAAGACACACCCAUGUUCAUCCCUGGAGGCGCAAACAUCAGCAAACGAACAACGACAUGGAGGACAUUUGGCAAAGCCGCUCCCUCCAACAACGAGCAAGCUGCAGCUGAUGCGAUCCUCGCCGAUGCCGCCGCCGAGACUCAAGCCCGUAAUGCCGAAGACGAAGACGCGCCUGCUGUCGUAGGGGAAGACGAAGAGAUGGACUACUCGGGACCAACAAUGGCCUCAGGCGCAAUGGCGGGUUUACAGACGGCGGAACAAGUCACAAAGGCUUUGAAGAGAAGAGAGCGUGAGGAGAAAAGGGCAAUGCAGGAGAUGGGCAUGGAUCCUACGGGCAAGGCACAAGAGACAAUAUACCGUGAUGCGUCUGGUCGCAUCAUCAACGUCGCCAUGAAACGCGCCGAGCUACGACGUCAGGCCGAUGAGGAAGAGAGGAAGAAGGCAGAGGAGGCCGAGAACAGACGCGGCGAUGUGCAAAAGAGAGAAAAAGAGGCGCGCAUGCGAGAAUUGGAAAAGGCAAAGACAAUGUCUCUGAGUCGCUACGCAGAUGAUCGCCAACUCAACGACGAGCAAAAGGAGCAAGAACGCUGGAACGAUCCAGCCUUAGCUUUCCUCAGCAGAGGUGCGACUACGAAAGGGACCAAGACCGCCAAAGGAAGGAAAAAGACAUACACGGGCGCCUUUGAGCCUAACCGUUACGGCAUCAAGCCCGGAUACCGAUGGGACGGUGUGGAUCGUAGCAUUGGCUUCGAGCAGAGAUGGUUCGAGGCGCGCAACCAACAGCAAAACAUCAAAGACUUGAAAUACGCUUGGCAGAUGGACGAAUAG